This is a messenger RNA of Gryllus bimaculatus (two-spotted cricket), 318 nucleotides long. Lineage: Eukaryota; Metazoa; Arthropoda; Insecta; Orthoptera; Gryllidae. The record is from the annotation of a GenBank genome assembly.
AUGCAAUCGCUGCUCGCCACCUGCUGUGCGUGUCGGGCGGCCUGGAGCCACUUUGCCCAGCGCCCCCCCCCUGCGUUCUUCCGCGGCGGAGACGCUUUGCGCGGGGGGAAUCGCCGCAUCUCACUCUUACGCUUGAUCGAGUCUGCCCUGCUGCUAUCGACGCCAAUCCGUUACAUAGAAGUUUCUUCAGAGCAUUCAGAGAGGCUCACCGGACAAGCUGGAGGCAAAUGUGUGCGUGUGGUCAUUCGUGAAUUGCGGCCUAAAGCUGAAGGUGCUGCCAUGAACCGAGGUGCUGAUAAGCCUAAUUACAUAAUAUAA